AAUUACAAAUUUACGUACCAUCUUCUUUGUUAGCACCAAUACUGAGGUAUCAGCGAGUACCGAAAUUGGUUAAGUUCAUAAGCGUGGGCGUUAUUCCCUUCCCACCAUUUCCCUCAAAACCAAAUUCUGCCUAUCGGAAACGGACCAAAUUUCCCGUUUGGUCUUCGUUCCUAAAUCCCCCAAUUUCUCCCAUUUCCCAAUUCUCUCUCUCUCUCAUAUCCACAUUCUCUCUCUAGAAUCUUCUGGUUCUUGGUUCUCUGCAUGUAGUCCUCUCUCUCCUUUGAUUGCAUUGCUAAUCCUUUCAACGGCUUAGCUCUGCAAUUUCUCACCAACUUGCCCUAAUUUGACGCCAGAAAAACGUCUUUCGCAUUUUCGCUUGGAUUUGUCCGCUGGGGUAGCAAUAGUACUAAAAUGGACGGUAAUACUUCUGAUGUAGAUAGUGAGAAUAUUGACUGGGACACUGAAGAUGAAUUGGAAAUUGCAAACAUUCCAUUAUCCUGUUCAAGUUUGACAGUUCCUAGUGGAAUUGCUGCAAUUGGGUCUGGUGAGGCGGGUCCAUCGGCAAGCUCUUCUGGGUCCAAGAUCCUGGACAAUUUUGUAGGGAUGGGCUUUUCUGAGAAGAUAGUGGCUGAAGUAAUUCAGAAGCAUGGGGAGGAAAAUACGGACACUAUUUUACAGACGCUUCUCACAUAUACAGCGAGUUCAUCUGCAAGUUCUUCUGGCUCCAAGAUCAUAGACCAUUUUGUAGGGAUGGGAUUUUCUGAAAAGCUGGUGGCUAAAGUAAUUGAGGAACAUGGAGAGGAGAAUACAGACACUAUUUUGGAGACGCUCCUCACAUAUUCAGCUCUGGAAACAUCUCCUGAAGAACAACAUACUGAACGUGAUACAUCUCCUGAAGAACAACAAAUUGACUGUGAUAACUUUUCUUCAGAUUUUGAAGGGAGCUCUUUAAAUGAUUUUUCGGAUAUUGAUAGUUUUUCUGAUGAUGAGGUUAUCACAAAUCCUGUUUCUGACCAGGAGAAAAAAGUAGUGGCCUUGAUGGGUAUGGGGUAUACAAAAGCAGAGGCUUCAACUGCAAUAGAAAGAUGUGGUCUUGCCUCCACGCUCGCUGAGUUGACAGAUUUUAUAUAUGCUGCACAGAUGGCAAAGGAAGCAUACGGGGAUUAUCCCCUUGAAGUGCAUCCUAGGCCAAAUGGUGAGAAAAAGAGGAAAUUUGAUGAGAUGUUGAAAAAGAAAUGUAAGAGGGGAUCAGAGAGGAGGGCUAUGACUGAAGACGAUGAGCUAAUUCGUCCUCCAAAUCCAAUGAUUGGAUUUGGCGUUCCAACUGAACCAUUCCAACAAGUUCAUAGAACUCUUCCAGAGGCUGCAAUUGGUCCACCCUACUUUUACUAUGAGAACGUGGCACUCGCUCCCAAAGGGGUUUGGAGCACUAUUUCCCGAUUCUUGUAUGAUGUGGAGCCAGAAUUUGUUGAUUCAAAGUUUUUCUGUGCUGCUGCAAGGAAACGGGGUUAUGUCCAUAAUCUUCCAAUUGCAAACAGAUAUCCUCUUCUUCCUUUUCCUCCACGCACCAUAAAUGACGCACUACCAUUGACCAAAAGAUGGUGGCCUGAAUGGGACACGAGAAAAAAGCUCAACUGCUUGCAAACUUGUGUUGGAAGUGCAAAACUGACAGAAAGAAUCAGGAAAGCUCUAGAGGAUUAUGAUGGGGAACCACCUUUGAGAGUCCAAAAGUAUGUUCUUGAGGAAUGCGUCUGGGUUGGAAGGAACAAGCUUGCACCGCUUGAACCUGAUGAAGUGGAAAUGCUUUUGGGAUUUCCAAGGAACCACACAAGGGGAGGUGGAAUAAGUAGGACGGAUAGAUACAAGUCUCUUGGUAAUUCUUUCCAGGUUGAUACCGUAGCAUACCAUCUAUCAGUCUUGAAAGAAAUGUAUCCAAAUGGCAUCAACCUCCUCUCUCUCUUCUCCGGGAUUGGUGGUGCAGAAGUAGCCCUUCAUCGCCUCGGAGUCCCUCUUAAUAAUGUGGUUUCUGUUGAGAUUUCAGAGGUGAACAGAAAUAUAGUAAGAAGUUGGUGGGACCAAACAAAUCAGAAAGGAAAUUUGUUCGACCUCGCCGAUGUGCAGCAGCUGAAUAGUGAUCGCUUGGAGGAGUUCAUGAGCAAAUUUGGUGGUUUUGAUCUCGUAGUUGGUGGAAGCCCAUGCAAUAAUCUCGCCGGCAGUAACAGGCAUCACCGGGAUGGGCUCGAGGGUAAGGAGUCCUCACUUUUUUAUGAUUAUUUUAGAAUUCUAGAUUUGGUCAAGUGUAUAAUGUCUAGAGAUCAAUAGCUCCAAUGUAAUUCUCUUCUUUAUUUGUCCCCUGUUCUUCUUCCCUUUAACCGAUACAUUGAAAGCUAAGAACACUUGCAAGUUUCUCAAGGGAAAAUGAAAUUGGGAUUGGAAUCUCUAAAUUUAGAUCAAA
This is a messenger RNA of Morus notabilis, 2455 nucleotides long. Its product is annotated as DNA (cytosine-5)-methyltransferase DRM2. Gene Ontology annotation, cellular component: nucleus. The record is from RefSeq and is a predicted model, not a curated record. Gene Ontology annotation, molecular function: DNA (cytosine-5-)-methyltransferase activity. NCBI's taxonomy places the organism in Eukaryota, Viridiplantae, Streptophyta, Magnoliopsida, Rosales, Moraceae. The transcript is spliced from 12 exons. The coding region runs from base 412 to 2322 and encodes 636 amino acids.